Molecule: messenger RNA, 1093 nt
Organism: Fragaria vesca subsp. vesca
Lineage: Eukaryota; Viridiplantae; Streptophyta; Magnoliopsida; Rosales; Rosaceae
Product: calmodulin-lysine N-methyltransferase-like
Exons: 7
Coding region: 1-912 (303 amino acids)
Cellular component (GO): cytoplasm
Molecular function (GO): calmodulin-lysine N-methyltransferase activity
Source: RefSeq, a predicted model, not a curated record
AUGGAAACCGGAGCAGCAACCACGGCAAAGGCCUCAUCUCUCCGAUGGAAAAUUCUCCGUCAAGCCCUUCUCCGCAAACCAACAGAUGAGCAAUCUGCAAUUGGGGUCAAGCGAAUCACGAGGAAGACGACGCAAGGCUUCAACUUGAUACCCACCAACCUUGUUCAAGACCCAACUAACUUAACCGACGCAACUGUCUGCUACACCUUGCCCAUUGACUCUGCUCCCAAGCUUUACAUCAAUCAACGAGUGGUUGACCGAGCUGAGCUUAGUGACUUUGAGAUUUGCAAUCAGUACAAUAUUGACAACACUGGGCUUGUUUGUCAGUGGCCAUCAGAAGAGGCACUCGCGUAUUUUUGCUUGAAGAAUGCAGACAUGUUCAGGUCUAAGAGAGUGAUUGAACUUGGGGCGGGAUAUGGAUUAGCUGGUUUAGUUAUUGCAGCAGUUACAGAUGCAUCAGAAGUUGUGAUUUCAGAUGGAAAUCCCCAAGUAGUUGAUUAUAUUCAGCGCAAUAUUGAUGCCAACUCUAAAGCAUUUGGGGGUACAAGAGUGAAGGCUAUGAUGUUGCAUUGGGAUCAGACCGGAAAUUCAAAUAUCUCUGGCACUUUUGAUCUCAUUGUUGCGAGUGACUGCACAUUUUUUAAGGACUUCCACAAUGGACUUGCUCAAAUUGUCAAAUUCUUGUUGGAAAAAGUGCGGCCCUCUGAAGCUAUAUUCUUCAGUCCUAAAAGAGGAGACUCCUUAGAUAAGUUCCUAGAGAAAAUCAAAGAAAGUAAUUUGUGCUUCAGCAUAACAGAAAAUUAUGAUGCUGAAAUUUGGAAACGUCAUAACCAGCUUAUGAAUGGUGAUGGUUCCUGGCCCAGCUAUGAAAAAGAUCACUGUUAUCCCUUGUUAGUCAGGAUUGCUCUAUGAUCUGACUCAUGUUCCUUCACCAGCUGCACAUACUUCGUGGGAUCAAAUUUGUUUGCUGACCUGUGUUGUAGCUUGUAUUGAAAGUACUAAUUCAUUUAGGGAAAUAGGAAUUGCAAUGUACAGACUGAAUUGGUAUUGUUGCCCUCAAUUGGUGGAUCCCAAAUUCUUUAAACUGCAUCUC